Molecule: messenger RNA, 4340 nt
Organism: Paramecium sonneborni
Lineage: Eukaryota; Ciliophora; Oligohymenophorea; Peniculida; Parameciidae
Source: the annotation of a GenBank genome assembly
AUGAACAAGAAUGUCAUUUAUUUAUUUUUGCUUUACUGCUCCUUAAUACUUAAUGUAAAAUGCCUUUAACAAUCUAUUUAUGAGGAAUUUAAUAAUAAAUAGAUAUCGUUAAGUAAUACUUUAUGGAAUUGUGAGGACCCAUCAAUUAAACCAACAAAAACAUUUUCAUGUAGCAAGGGAGUGGAUUUAAUGCCCCUAGAGAAAGUGGAUUAAGUUUGCCAUAAUAUUUAGAAUACUAUAAAUACAAAACUACCUCAUUUUGAAAUUUAGUUAUACAUAGAUGUGUAAGGUAAUAAUUCUAUAGAUGACUAUGAAUGCAUAAGUAUUCAAGUAACCGAUUAAUUAGACAGACUAUAGAUAUGUUUAAAUUCAAAAUAUAACUCCACUUUUGGAAGUUCACUUUAUUGUCUUCAAGAUGAAGUUUGGAAAUAUUAGCUACGUUAAACAUAAAUUAUUUAAACAACACAUUCCUCUGAAAAUAUCUAAAUAUAAAUAUCAGCUAAUUGCGAUUAAGAUUUUUCUGAUGAAUCAUAUUCGUUUAGAAAUAUCUAAUUAUUUGUAAUUAGAUGUUACAAAACCUGUAAAACUUGUUCAGGGGAAAGAAAGGAUUAAUGCAAAAGUUGUUAUGAUAAUAUAGUUAUGAAUGGUAAUACAUGUAAAUCUUGUAAAGAUUAACGGGACAAAUAAUUUCUUUAAAUUCCUGGUGGUUGUAGAGACAAUUGUAAAUAAAAUUAUAGUUUUGAUGAAGAGUUCGUUUGCUAGGAAGAUAUAUGUAAGAUUUAUAUCUAAUCUUUAGAUGUUUAAAAAUCUUGCUAAGAAAGUUGUUAAUUGUGUACAAAUACAUAAUAUUGUUUAUAAUGUUAAGAAUAAAAAUAUCUCCAUUCUGGUUAGUGUAUAACUUAAUGCCCAGAUUACACAAAGAUAGAAGGAAAGAAUUGUUUGAAUAGCAUAGAUAUAUUGAAAAAAUAAAAUAUAAAGAUUUUAGAAUAAGUCAAAGAAUUUUACGAUCUAUCAACAACUAAUAGUAAGAUCAAGUAGUUGUUUACAUUUAUAUCAAAAAUUGGAGAAAGUCAUUUCUUAAAAGGAGGUGAAAUAUAUUUCAGCUACUUAUCAAAUAAAAGAAUAUUUGGAGGACCAUUUAUAUGGAACAAUGCUAAAUUUCGAUUUAAUUACUAAUGGACAUAAUAAAUCAAAUAUUUUAUAAUAUUUUUUGAAAUCAUUCUGGGUGACACUGAAUUAAAUUCAAACAAAUUAAAUUAUUAAAUAAAUUAUGAAUCACAAUAAACUAUAACUUUACAUUAAUAAAUGCAUAUAAAUCGAUCCAGACAUCGAAGAUUAAAAUUGGCCUAGCGAUUAUAAAUAUAAUAAAUACAAUGUGGAUGUCUCUUUUUCAUAUAAAUAAUAAACUAGUCUAUUAACUACUAUAGACUUAGAAUGUUUGGGGUUAAAUCAAUUUAGCUUUUGCGCAAUUUAGAAUUUUAACAUAGUUGGAUUUUCUGAAUGUAUCCAAGGAUACAAAUUUGAUUAAUUUAAUUACGAAAGAAAAUCAACCCCUGCAUCCCAAUUUGCGGAGAUAAAUUAAAAGUUGAAGAUGAAGAAUGUGAUGAUGGAAAUGAAGAUCCAUUUGAUGGAUGUUUUAAUUGUAGAUAUCAUUGUGAAGAAUUUUGUAUUAAUUGUGUUAAAGGUUAGUGUUUAUAAUAAAUUCAAUAGUAAGAAUAAAUAGUAAAUAAAUUGGAAAUGAAUAUUAAUUAUGAAUAGAGUUAUGAUUUGGAUAUGGCUUAGUUUUCUUGUAUUUUUUAAUGUAGUUUUUGCAUUAAUAAUUAAUGUAUGUAAUAUAAUUAUGGAUAUUAUUUAAAUCCAUAUACAAACUUAUGUUUGACUAUAUGUGGAGAUUUUAUUUAAUAAUCUUAUGAAUAAUGUGAUGAUUAUAUGAUUGGCAUAUUUAUGAUUAAUUAUAAUAUCAAUGAUUAUGAUGGUUGCUCAAACUGCUAAUUGAUUUAAUAUGAAAAAUGCGAUCAAGAUCCUGAAAUAAUUAAACAUCAUUGCUAAGUUUGUUUCUAAGGAAAAUGUUUAAAAUGCAACGAUGGUUUAUUAUUAGAUGGGGAUGUUUGUAUUUCAGUGUGUGGAGAUGGUUUAAUUAAUGUAUAGGAGGAAGAAUGCGAUACUGAAUAUGAAGGAUGUGAGAAAUGUAAAAUAAUGAAUGGUUAUAUUUGUGGAAAACUGCCUUUUUCAACUUGCAGCACUUGCGAUAAAGAGUGUAAAAAGUGCACAAAUUUAGAUGGAAUCAAUUUAAUAUGCUUAUCAUGUAUAGAUGGUUAUUAUGCAGUAGAAGAUAAAUGCCUCAAAUGCGAUUAGAAUUGUAUUAAUUGUAAUUUAUAAUCAAAUUUGUGUACAUCAUGCUUCAGAGAGGAUUGUGAUUUUUGUGAAUCUACUCCUGGUUUAUUUGCUGAUAUAAAGAUUAAAAAAUGCAAUUCUAUUUGUGGUGAUGGAAUUUAAGUUCAAUUUUAUGAAUAAUGCGAUGAUCAUAACUUGAAGAAUGGUGAUGGUUGUGAUUCAUAAUGCAAUUUAGAAUAUUUAGAUGAUGAAUUUAAUAAAUUUAAAGAUUGUCAAUUCAAAGGAAAUAAUACUUAUGAUUUAACAAUUAAAUAAUCAUCUGAUUUAAAUCUUUUAUGCAAUACCUAAUGUUAAUAUAGAUAACAUAGAUAUUCAAUAUUACAACUAUAAUUGUACCUAAAUUAAUCAAUUAACUUAUAGAUUAUCAUUUGAAUUUACAAAGUCAGUCUAUAAAUUCAACAUAAUUCAUGUUAAAUUAAAUUAUAUUCGUGCAAAUCAAAUUUAUAGAUAAAUUUUAAGUUAAGAUAAAAUUAAUGAAUAUUAUAUACCACCAAAUGAGAAUACUUAUUUAGAUUAGAAUCAAAUCUCUUAAAAGUAUUAUAUUCAAAGUGUUUAAGAAUCAUUUAGUUUCUUCUUUUUGAUAAUGAUUCCUAUAUCUAUUCUAUUAAACCUAUUUAAUUGCUUAUGGGCAGUUUUAGAAAUACUAAGUUGGAUCAAUAAUUUUUAUUUCCUUAAUGUAAAUUAUCCUUUUAAUGUGGAAAUAUUCUUUUUAAAAAGUGAUUGGUCAUCUUUUGUAAGCCUUCCAACUUAUUAGGGAUUAAAUUAGCCAGAUUCUAAUUAUUAUUUUGAAGCUCCAAAGAGAUUUAAAGAAAAAGGAAUAGACCCUUUAUUUUUCAAUAACAUACAAACUCCAUUUAUGUUCAUAGCCUUCUCUUUGCUUCUCUAUUCAAUAAAUUAUAUUUGUUAUUAGUUUUUUUAUUUUCUUAAUGAUGUAUUUAAGUAAAAGAUUAUUAUAAAAGUUAAGCAAUUUAGUAUUUUUAAUAUUUAGAUAAUCUAAAAAGUUAAAAAACAACCAAAUAAAGAAAAUCAUAAAGUAUAAAUUAAAUCAAAUUUUUAUUUACAAUUUAUAACUUAGACUUUUAAAUAACAUUCCACUCAUUUGAUAAAUUAAUUUAAAUAAACAAUCUAAUUGUGUUUAUUAGAUAUUAAAAUCAAAAAUUUUAAUUCAAUCAAAAUUUAUUUUAUUUUUAAAAAGAAAUCUUUAAAUUUUCAUAUGAAUUCAUAUUGUACAUUAGCGAUUCAGCUUUAAUUAUCAUUUUCAAAUGGAUCUUCAAAUAUAAUAGUAGGUUUUAAUUCAUUUUUUGCUAUAAUAACGAUUGGAGUCAUUAUAUUUUAAUUAUAUCGGCAAUAUUAAGUAUUGAAUAUUCAUAAACUUAAAGCCUAAAGUAAGCACUUUGAAGAUCUAUAUGGAGUUUAUUAUGAAGAUAUUGAUACUGAAAAAUAAUAUGGUUAUUAUUAUUUAUACUUUGGAUAAAUAAGUAAGAUUUUAUACAUCUAUUUUAUGGUAAAUUACUAUUAUACUCCUCUUCUUUAAGUUAGUUUAUGUUAUUUAUCUAGCUCUUUGCGCUUUUUACUUUUAUUUUAUGAUAAUCCAUAUAAUUCUAAAAAGUAAUUUAUUAUAGAAUUAAUAUCCAAUUUUUGUUUAAGCUCAAUUAUUUUAAUUAUUUUAUUUAUUUUCUAUGAAUGACCAAAUAACUAUAAAAUUUAUAGAAUAAAACAAAGUUAUUUUAGGUUGGUUGAUAAUAUCUUUAGUCAUUUUUGCAAUUUUUGUUGAAUUUUGUAUUUUGGUUGCUGGAAUUUUAAUGUACUUAUUUUCAAUUUUCAAAAUGAUUUAGAAUUUGAUUAAGAAAGUUUUCAAUAAUAACAGAGAUAGUAUACAAUAGCAUUAAUAAAAAUAAUAAUUACAAAUUACUAAAAAAAUUAAAAACAAAAUUAGAAGUGUUUGA